This is a messenger RNA of Chilo suppressalis (striped riceborer), 9482 nucleotides long. The record is from the annotation of a GenBank genome assembly. NCBI's taxonomy places the organism in Eukaryota, Metazoa, Arthropoda, Insecta, Lepidoptera, Crambidae.
GUCAAACAGAAGCAGGGGCAUUUGUUUUAUUUUGUUCCGCUCCUUUAUUUUUCAUUUAUAUUUUUAUUUUUCAUGUUUCUAAUAACUGUAAUAUAAAUUAGAUAAAUAUUGUAUUAACGCAGUGAAGCAAAUUAAGAAAAUAAUCUUUUUUUGUGAAUUUAUUGAAUAAUCGGUUUUUGUUGAACAUUUAUUGAGCACGUGGAAGAAGAAGCAAAUUAUAAAUUAAAUGAAGAUCUAAUCUGCUAAAGAAAAUGGAACCAAGAUCAAGAGAAUCAACUGAUUUGCUUUCCAGCAAUCAAAAACGAGAAGCCAAUGGUAAUUUGGGAAAUACUCAGAAAAGUGAUCCUCCCGAUGGGGGAUUUAAAGCUUAUGCUGUUAUGAUUGGGUCGUUUUUGACGAAUGGUCUAUUGUUUGGUGUGAUAAAUUCUUACAGCGUCAUUUACACAGAACUGGUAAAAGAAUUAAAAAUCGCAAAUGUUCCUAACCCUGAAAGUCGCGCAUCGUUGGUUGGCGCGUUGACGAUGGGAACCACAUUUCUCUUAUCACCAGUAUCUGGAGUGCUAACAGGACUGAUGGGGCUUCGUUUGACCGCUGUAGUUGGAGGCACAAUUGCCACUGCUGGCCUGCUCAUAACUUCCUUCGUCGUUGACCAUAUAAACGCUCUUUCUUUUACUUACGGAAUUAUGUACGGUAUAGGAGCAUCAUUCGCAUAUACCCCGUCUCUGGCAGUUUUGGGUCAUUAUUUCAAAAAGUAUUUAGGCUUUGUGAAUGGUGUCGUUACCAUUGGCAGCUCUAUUUUCACAAUUUUUAUGCCCAUCAUAAUGGAUGUUAUGAUAAAAAAUUACGGGCUUCCGUGGAUGUUCCGAUUAUUAGCCUUAUUUACUUGUGGGAUUGCUUUUUGCGGUUUGUUGUUCAAUACAAACUCUUUGACUACUGCUGAAAAACCUAUUCGAGAAAAUAAAAAUAUCAGCUCACUAAUGAAAUCAAUUUUCUGUGUUGACAUUUGGAAAAACAAAAAAUAUAGGUUGUGGGCCACAUUCUUGCCCAUAGCUUUAUUCGGGUAUUUCGUCCCAUAUGUUCAUAUCAAAUCAUUCAUACAAGAACGCUUUCAAGAAGUUUCAAAUAAAAAUUUACCUUUACAAUGCAUAGCAAUUACUUCAGGAAUAGGAAGGCUAGUUUUUGGGUACUUAGCUGACAAACCAGGAAUUGAUAGAAUAUUUUUACAACAGAUUUCAUUCUAUGUAAUUGGUGGCCUCACUAUUAUACUGCCUUUUGUUCAAUCUUUCCCGUUCUUGGUAGUGAUUUCAUUAGGAGUAGGAUUGUUUGAUGGAGCUUUUAUUUCAUUGAUUGGACCUAUAGCCUUUGAAAUUGUGGGAGGAGCAUACGCAGCACAAGCUAUAGGGUGUUUGUUUGGUCUUGCUGCAUUCCCGCUGUCGAUAGGUCCAGCGGUAGCUGGCUAUCUUUAUAGUUUAAACGAAUCUUAUACCUUGCCAUUCGUUUUGGCGGGUAUCUCUCCAAUAGUCGGAGCGACGUCCAUGUUUUUAAUUCGUCUUCAUCGAAAUACUAAUCAAGAAAGCGAAGUAAACAUCAAUGGCCAUUUACCACUGCAAUCUGUAGAUGUUGAAAAUUCACCGUAUCCAGCGGGCCGUAAAUAAAAGUAUUGGAAAAAUUGGCUAUCGAAGAUUGUGAUAUAUACAAGUACCCCUAUACUAUAAAUAUUAAAUAUUUAAAAAACUAAAGAAUUAUCUUUUGUCUAUGCUAGUUUUUUAAUAGGGUGCAAGAAAUUACUGGAUUGGAAUAUAAAUUGUGCCACUUGGCCAUCAUAAGCUUUUAAUUAUGUAAGUACAUCAUAUAAUUCAGCAUAUUUUACUUGCGUUAAGAAUUACAAGAAUAACAAUUCUUCAGUAGUAAAUUGUAGUAUUAUGUACAUAAGAAUAAAAAUCUCGAGAUGUAUUUUUGUUAUUACAAAUUUGGGUUUAACACCCUUUUACCUUCUAUAUGUGAUAGAUUUAUUCGUGAAUAAUUGGCAGCAGUGACUAGAAUUAGCGAUGUAUAUCAUCAAAAGGUGCCUAAUAAGGAAUGUAAGAGUUGCGUGAUAUUUCUAAUAAGAUGGAUUGAGAGUUGAGACCUAAUGACAAAUUAAAUAUAUUUUUCAUGUUUGACGAGUUAUAUAUUAUGUAGAUAGAUUUUCAGAAUUUUACCUAGAUGAUGUAAUAUAGUUUAUGGUUUGUUAAUAAAAACGAAAUAUUAAUUUAACGUUAGUAUGUCAAUUUGAAUAGUUUUAUGGAGCUAGCAUUAAAUAGGUACUAUUUUAUAAGAAUCUCUGUCUUCAUGAUUGUAAAAAAUAUAUACAAAGAGAGUAGUGGAAAAGAUUAUUUCUUCUUACAUAAUGUAUUUACUGGCUCUGUUUAGCUGAAAUUGUUAAAAAAUAUGAACACAAAAAGUUUCCGUCGAUUAUAAAUAAUAUUGUCAAGUAUUUUUAUAAAUUAGUUACAUACUAUGAAGCUGUUAUUACAGUAAUUGUUUUUAAAUACCUUUAAAGUGUUAAAGAACCUGAGCAUUUGUCACAUUAUCAGUUUAAACUUAAUUUCAACAAAGUUUUUUUUUAUUAUUAUUAUAGAUACUUGAAAUUUUGCUGAAUGCCUGGGUAAACCUGAUAUUUUCAGAUAAAUACGGUGUUCCAUUCCCGAUAUCAGUAAAGGGGCAUUGCUCUUAGCAUUUGAUAACGCUAAAAUUUUUUAUGCAAACAGACAAUUUUGCAUAUUUAACUGGUGACUACUUGACAUGCUGCAAUAAAGUAUUUUAAUAAAAAUAAUAUGGAAUGUUAAUAUGAAAUCGAUAACCGCCCUGGCGAAAUAGAAAAAAAACGUUAAAAUAUAUCAGAAAUAUUUAAAAAAUAACUUAAAUAUUGUAAGUUAGUAGACAUAUUUAAAUAUUCCUUUUACGAAGAGAGAAUAUCAGACAUCUGUAAAACAAAUCAUUAUCUAUUUAAAGAUUUUUACAAUUAUUGUGUCGGCUCUACACUCAUUUAUAAUAUUAAUAUACUAUGAUGCUAUGAACAUCGAUCAAUUAGAGUUUAAUUCUAUUACGUACAUGUGGAAUUGUGAUAUGCAAUAUUUACAGCAGAUCGCUUGACAUUUAGUUAUUCGGUACAGAUUCGAUGAAUUAUUUAUGCAUUAAUAAUAUUCAGGAUUAUUCACACUUAUUCGCACUUAAUAACCUACUUUGAAUUAAUUUAAGAAAUGUAACUUCUUUCUUUAUCAAAAAUAUUCAAUUUAAAUUAAAUAACUUUCCGCUUACAUACAGGGUGUAAAAAAUCCUUUAACGAAGUCGAAAGCCACGUAUUUUCUACAUUAUGACGAUAUUUUUUUUUUCUUCUGGACUGGGAAUUUUAUGGUUAUGGAGAUAUUGAAGUUCAAAGUCAUUUUUUUUAAAGAUUUUUACAUCAAUAUUUCCAAAACGUUAUUCAGAACCUUUUUUAUCGACGCACUUACACGCACGCACACUCAUACACACAGGCAUAUUCAUUGCGCCGCGCUGUACAUUUUGUACUGUUUUUUUUUGUAUUUUUUUAACUUAAAAAUACAAAUGAUUCCCACAUGUAAUUUUACUUGUUUGGGUGUACAGAAUGCGUAGUUUUAAUCUUAAAUAAAAUGUGGUAGGAUAUUUUACCCAUAUAACAUUGUGGUUUCAGUCUUGUACAUGAUCGUGCAAUAUGUGUUGUUUAUACGUCUACCUAUAAUGCAUAACCAUUUACUACGUUACCAUUAUGAGUUCCUAAUCGUUUAAGAUAGUGUAAUUAUAAGUAAACAUUUAAUAAGUGUAGCUAUAUUUCAUUAGAAUUGAUUCAUUAUUAUAAUAAUUAUACUUAGAUUUAUAAAUAUUUAUCCAAAUAAAAAUUAUGUACAGCGUUCAAUUAUCACAGCAAUGGGGAAGAAAACUGACCAUUAUCACCGCCAGAGGCGCUAGUGUCGUAUGGCCCACGACAUCUGUCAAAAUGGAUAGAUACAAAAAGAUGUUGUUGGUUUGGUAAAAUAAUAAUGGUAAUAACUACUUUCCUAAAGAUGAGCGACUGAAAAAUAAUAUAAGGAUAGGCUGUAAGUUUCGAAAUAACAAUUUUCAGUUUGAUAAAUGUCGUCAAUUUUAUGCCCUUGACGAAUCCCAAAAUUAAACUCUUACUCGAUUCAUAGCAUAAUAUUAUAAAAUGUUGAAACUUGGGCUGAGCAUGUUUAUUUGAAAAAACUUGAAAUAUGCUGUAAUUUAACCUGAAAUUAUUUGACAAACUUGUUUUUUAGUCUAAAUUAUCCGUUUUUGUUUACCUAUUAUGUUCACUUUAUCCUUCUUAUCCUUUAGUGUCCUCAUCGGGUCUUCAACCCGUAUUUUAAGUGUUUCGCAAACCUAUUAGUAUAUUUUUAUUAGUAACUAGCUGACCCGGCGAACUUCGUAGCGCCGUAGCGUAGCUUUGAUGCACUACUUUAUUUUGUAUAGCUGACCUAUCUUAUGUAUGAGUACCUAUAUUUUUAGCGCGGUUAUGGAUGUGUUGUCACAGAUUACCACAGAUUUUUUUGUUUUGAAUAGAAUGACGUUGACAUUUGUCAGCGCGGUUAUCGGUGUGGUGUCACAGAUUACCACAGAUUUUUUGUUUUAAAUUGAAUGACGUUGACAUUCGUUACGUUAUAUUUUUCAAUCUUUCUGAGAGAUUUUCUUUAUAUUUUUUUCCGUAAGAACCUUGUACAGAGUAUUAGAAAACUACAAAAAAAAAAACAGCCAAAUCGGUCAAGCCGUUUUCAUGUUAUGUCGGGACAACGGAAAACGGGUUUAAUUUUUAUAUAUAUAGAUGAUAAAACAAUUAAGCCAAAUUUCGCAAAAAAACCCGAACCAAAUCGACAACUCAAAGUGACAGAUUGAUUAACCAGGUAAUCCAUAUGUACAAACUAUUUGUUUUUUUUUACAAUAUUACCUGGUAAUCCAUAUAUAUGUAUAAUUUUUUUUUACUAUCUAUAACAGAAUCUCAGCAUUUCUAAUGUGUCUUUUUACAAUUCACUGUGGUUUAUAAUCUUAUUUUUAUUUGAUUCGCUUUUCUUAACACUUGUCAUAAUAUUGAUUUAAACAAAGGUAAGGUAACACAUAAAAUAACACGUCAUCAGUUGCUUGUAAACAAUCAAUACAUUUUCGCAUACCCACAAUUAACAUUUAAGGCUCAAUUAUGUCGCUAAAUGUAGAUAGCGAAGGCAGUUUAAAUUGAAGCGCGGUUAAGGAUUAUUGUUAUUAGUGUUUUGUUUAUUAUUAUAUACUAAUUUAAAUGGAACAUGGGUGUGUAUUUUUGCUUCUAGAAUGCUCCUUAACAAAGAACGUAUUGAUAAUCCUAGAUUAAUCAUUUUACUUAUUUUGUCAAUUUUUCAAAAACUUUGCCCAAAAGCCCAGUUUUACAUGUAUACACAAUUAAUUGCUAGGCAAAAUAAGUUGGUAUAGUAUUACUUGUAUGACAAUUCAAUAAUAGAAAUGUAUUUGACUAAUAUACUGUUAAUAUAUUUGAAUUAUAUAAACAAAUAUGUAGGCAAUGAAUAUGUGGAAUGUCUAAAUAAUCUUCCUUUUUGUUCAUGUAAGUGAAGAAGAGUGAGCACAGGCCUGGAAGUACUUGUGAAAUAAUUUACACCACGCGAAUCGGUGAUAAGUUAGACAAAAGGCUUGCCGCUUCAAGGACAGGGUAGUAUCGGAAAAUAUUGUAGACAGAAUGGGAAGCUGCUACUCGCGUUAAGUACCUAUAUAACUAAGUAGUUAGAGUUGCUAUAAAUAUUGUACAUAUUUGACGAUUAUUUAAAAUCUACGUCUCUGUGAUCUGUCGCAUCAUAAAGAUACGGGUAUUGUGAAAUUACCUAAUACACAUGCGUUUGCCAAACAAUAUAUUGUGAAUAAAUUUCAAUCAAGGCUUAUCAGUUUGAUGACUAGAUAAAUCUCGUUUAUAAUCAUUGUUGUUAUUGGGAAGUUCAGUACAUGAUAUAUUACAAACUUGCUGUGGUAUAUAAAUGCUUAUAUUGUAAUAAUGUCCAAAUCCAUUCAUUCAAUAACUCUUAUAUAUCAAUAAAAAAGUACUAUGUGCAAAUAAAGAUACUACUAUCUGUCGUCACUAGUUGUAAAGACAUUAAUGAGAUGUUCUUAAUACCAAAACAUUAGUACCUACCUACACCUAACCGAUAAGUAAACAUAGUAAUUGAUAAAAAAGUACUAAGUUGCUUUUACAUAGUUAAAUUCAUAAUUAAAAAGUGAUAGACAACAGAUAAUUCAUCUCAUAAUACUUGCUGGCCCGUCUAGCCGUUAUAAAUAUUAAUGUUUUUUUUCAUAUUAUGACUUUUAUUAUUUAUUUAUACGUGUAAACCGCUUAACCGAGACCUCGCCUGCGGGGUACAGGGUGUGGAGGAGAACGAGAACGGGGACCGUGAGAGGUGCGGGUGGCGGGUACUUUUGACAAGAAUGUGUACAUCUCACGGUGCUCGGUCCAGGCGAGGACUCAGUUAAGCGUUCUACCUAUAGAUAGAGCAAUCCAAAUAAAUCACGCAAAGAAAACGGCUCCUAUUUCGCGCAAUGUCUGCGUGACACUAAUGUCAGUUGUGCUUUAGCACGUUCAAUGUGUCUGUUGUGUAGCUACAAGCAUAUUUACCAUAUGUAGUAGAUAUUUUUGUGCCGCUUCUGUGCCGUAUCAAAGCAGCUAGGGUGUAUAUAAGCAAAGUAUGUGACGAAGUGUAGUUCGAUAACUUUGUAAGGUUUGUCUGCGACAUUUUAUUUUUUUUUGGGUCAAGGUAAUUAUUGCAGAAUGUCGUUAUUUACAAUUAUUUUAGGUCAAUAAAUGUAUAAACACCAGUCAAUUAAUUCUUAUAUUAACAAAUUCAUACAGGCAGGAACCAAUUAUAUUGAUCCUGGCUGGUACGAAUAUGAAAUGUGGUAAACUUCAACGUUGAUAUUAAUUAAAUAAUAAAGUUACUUUUACUUAUCCAAUGAUGUCGAUUCUGACAUGAUUAUCUAAACCUAAAAUUAAAUUUAACCACUGUCUCUCUCUUUCAUUCUGUAUAGAGAAUGACAAGGAUACAAAUACUGUUGUCAAAUUUAAGCUGAAGUUUAGAGAAUCAUGCCAGAAUCGACACCAAUAUAUAUAUGUAUAUAUUUAACAACAACAAAAGUAUAGUUAUUAUUUUAAUUAACCAACAUGGAAUUGUACCGAAUGCACCAUUGACUGGCACCAUUAAUGGUGCAAAUCAAACUGAUCGGUUUGGUAUGCAACAUUAAUAUGAAUAUUGAAUACUACUAUUUGGGGGCGUCCAUAAGUUACGUGAGGUUUUUUGAAAUUUCUGCCCCCCCCCCCUGGUGAGAUGUGAGAUUUUAUUCAACCCCCUCCCCCAUCCCCCAAUCUCACGUGAGAUUUUUCAAAAUGUGGGUUUCUUCCAACGCGUAAACGCGUUGGAUUGUUAUUGUAAAAUAAAAAAAUGAUUCGUGGUUUUAUUUACGACUAGUUAUCAAUAUUGCUGACAGUUAUAAGUUUAAUAAAAAAAUAACAAUAGUUAUUUUACUUAAAUCAUAUUAAUUUUAAGCAUGUACAAUCUGGAUUAAAUGGACCAAAAUAGUAUGAUUGUUUUUUGUGUCAAUCAGAAAAUAAAUUGUGUGAUAUUUGCCAACGUAAGAUUAGAUGAGAUUUGCCUCGACCUCCUCCCCCCCUUAAACAUCUCACGUAAUUUAUGGACGCCCCCUUUCUCCUUUCUUACGUAGUCAUAAAAAUGAAUGUGGUAAUUACAUAUAAACUACAACCCCUGGAUUGUGUGUUGUGUGAAAUAAAAUUUCACUCGUUGCUAUUUCGAAAAUUCACUCCAGUUAGAUAAAAUUGUUAAAUUAAAUUAUAACAUGUAAAGAGAAAUAUCUAAUUAUAUAAAUGCAUUUAUAGUAUUAUGUAUCAUCACAAUGCUACAAAUGACACUAUAUGUAGGUACUGUGGUGCAAGUCAUUUACACUUGGUAAAACGAAGAAUUUUCUAACUUGUUGAUCAAACGUUGUAUUCUAUUGACGACCUCCGUGGCCGAGUGGUUUGGACGCCGGGUUUCAUGGUGUCGCCGACUCGAGAGGUCCCGGGUUCGAAUCCCGGUGGGGGCAGAAGUUUGUGUGAUGAAUACGAGCAUUUGUACUCCAGUCAUGGAUGUUUAAUAUGUAUUUCUAUAUAAAUAUGCUAAUAUAUGUUCAGUAUAUGUAUUCUAUCCGUUACCCUAGUAUCCCAUAACACAAGCCUUACAGUGCUUAUACUUUGGGGCUAGGCUAAUUGGUGUGAGUGUUGGAAUUAUUUAUUUAUUUAUUUCAUGGUGAAUAAUUGUCUUUUACCUUCAUUUAUUUUAAAUAAAUAAAAUAGUGAUGGUCAGUCUAAUUGUAUAAUACCUAGUUAAAUUCGCAACAAAUAGGUAACCAAUAUUGAGCGAUUUUUGUAUGCACGUGUGUGGGUAAGAUUUCUAGUUACCUAACCCUAUUUAAUUGUGCAUUUAAAAAUAUUUUAAUUUUGUGUUAGUACAUAUUUAUAUAUUGCCAGCAAGUUACUCUGAGUAUAAGUUUGUCACAUUCCUCUACAAUGUAAUAAAUGGUAUUUAUUAAAAAAAUGUUUGACACGGGGUUUUGCGCUAAAAAUUUUUUUCCUACGCCUGUGUUGAUUCAUACCUAAAAGAUAUUGACGUAAAAUUUGCACAUAAUUAUUAGGGCAACUAUUACUUCUUUAAAUUUAUCUGAGAAUUAAAUAUUAUCUGUUAUUACCGCUCAAAAAUGUAUUUACUUUAGAAUUCUUUUAUAAUCUAUAUUUAGAAAAUAUUUUAUAUUCAACGAAUGACAAUCGACAUUUUAAAUUAUUAUACAAUAAUAUUUAAGUAGAACUAAGUACCUACAUAAAUAUUACUUACCUGGCAUGGUCAUUGGUUUAUGUGGAUUGUUUAAUUAAUUCAAAUUAAUUUUAUAUCCCAAAGUAUAUAAAUAACGUUAUCAUGUAAGUUUAUUAAAAAUCAUUGACCUAAAUGAAAUGUCGGUUCCUGUUAUUCUUUUCACUUUUAUCGAUGACAUUUAAUUAGUGUUAAGAGUUGACGUUGUUGUCUCCCUUUUGAGGAACGAAUUUGUAUUCUACCUCAUGUUCCUUUUAUAACUAUAAAAAUUUACUUAAUUAUUAUUUUGUGUUAACGUUUGAUGAUUGAAGCAUUUAUUGUAUAAUAGUGAGAUCAGCAGCUGAUUUAGUAAAAAAAUAAAUUGUGAUUUAGAGAUGUUUUUAUUUAUUUACCCACUUUUUGACGCCUACGUUAAGUGCGAUUUUUUUUUAACUUUUUCAUUAUACCUAAUCUACGCGUUGAUUGGUGUUCGUAUAAAUGUUUCGCAAAGAUUUAUUAUAAUUUAAAAUAAAAUAAAAUUUUAUACCACCGUGAUAUCGUAAUUUAUGUUAUUUACGGGAUUGUUACCAUGUACCUUGUUUUAGC